Molecule: messenger RNA, 3273 nt
Organism: Ustilaginoidea virens
Lineage: Eukaryota; Fungi; Ascomycota; Sordariomycetes; Hypocreales; Clavicipitaceae
Exons: 4
Coding region: 1-3273 (1090 amino acids)
Cellular component (GO): cytoplasm
Molecular function (GO): ATP-dependent chromatin remodeler activity; ATP binding
Source: RefSeq, a predicted model, not a curated record
AUGGAAACCCCUCGCAGAGACAAUGUCGUGGGGGAUAUCGGUCCCUCGUCUGCGUCUCUGCCGAGCAGGAAGCGGGCUAUAGGCGCUGUCGACUCCGCCGUGAUGCUUCACCCAAGUAAAUCCAGGAGACCUACGCCGACUCCGGCAGGCGAUCACAGCUCCAGCCCUGCAGACUACAACAAAAGAACAGGCUCUUCCGAACCCUAUGAAAUUAUUGAUCUCACAGGGGAGGAGGACGACUUCAACGCUACCAUUAUCGCGGAACAGAUUCGUCGUCAUCAGCGCUCAGAACAAAAUAGCAAAGGUCGGGAAAUGGCCUGGCAACGCUCUCAGCCUUCGCCUCUGCCACCAUCAUCUGCCUCGGCCAGCAUGCGGUCUGAAAACGAGUCGAGUGCACUGUCGAGACUGAUGGCGAGGCAGCGCUCAAACGUAGGAGAUCCUUUUUCCACGCCCAGGCCAAGUGCGACGAUGCCCGGAUCAUAUGAUCCAAGCUGGGAUGACGCGGACCAAUGGCGGUCUGCAGAGUCUGCACUCGAUUCACCUUCCAACCCUCGACAUGGCUCUCACGACGUACAUAGCCGUAUGGCUAUGUACUCUCCUGGUUCUGCGCCUCAGUCGUCUGGAUCAAGGCCAGGCGCGCCGCAGAUUAAUGACAAAUUUGUUCUUCGAUCUCAACCCUUAUUCGCCGCCCAUAGCCAUAGUCCUCAACGUGCUUCGUCUGCGGUACUACCCUCCUCCGUAGUACCCAUUCUGCGAAGUUCCGGUGGCGACACCUUAUCGCAUAUUAUUGAUAGGACGAGCGCAUAUGAUUUCUCCAACGGGGUUGAUCAAAACGGCGUUGCGCUCCAAGAUCGCCUGAUGGACAUCUUUUCCCACGAGGAACAAGAUCCGCAGCUUACCGAGAAAGAAUUGGAUGAUUUGUUGAGGAACAUUCGUCCCGACGUGGACAUUCCGGCGGAAAAUCGUGAAAUUGGUCCCGCAGGGCUCAAGUACCCGCUCUAUCGCCAUCAAGGUGUAGCUCUCGCCUGGAUGAAGGAAAUGGAAAGGGGAACCAACAAGGGAGGCAUCUUGGCCGAUGACAUGGGACUAGGAAAGACGAUUUCCACUCUAGCCCUCAUUCUUGCUAAUCCGGGAUAUUGUCGUCCCAAAACCAAUCUUAUAAUCGGACCGCUAUCUCUAAUUCGUCAAUGGGAAGAUGAAAUCAAGAAAAAAACCAAGGUAACGCAUAGGCUAAGUGUCUUUGUCUAUCAUAACAAGAAAGCAACCACCGACGAGUUGCUCAAGUACGACGUUGUUCUCACCACAUAUGGGACUAUUGCACAGGAGCUCAAGCGCUAUGAAAAGUUCAUUGAAGAGAACAAUGACAGGAAUAUUGAUUUCAAGGAUAGAUCAGUCGCCUCCAGGUUUCCGCUAUUGCACCCAGAAAAAGCAGUUUUUCAUCGAAUCAUUCUAGACGAAGCCCAGUGCAUCAAGAAUCGAAACACCCGGACGGCAAAAGCAUGCCAUCAACUGAAAGCGACCUAUAGAUGGUGCCUCACAGGAACUCCGAUGAUGAAUGGGGUUCUUGAGCUCUACUCUCUCUUGAGGUUUCUCCGAAUCAAGCCAUACCAUACUUGGGAGGCUUUUCGUAAGGGCUUUGGUGUGCUCUUCGGUAUGCGGGGUGAUCCAAAGAGCAUGGCCAUGAGCAGGCUUCGAGCUUUGCUCAAAGCCGUUAUGCUGCGUCGAAAGAAGGAUUCCGAGCUGGACGGGAAGCCCAUAUUGCAGUUACCUCCCAAGACGGAGCAUGUCGUCUAUGCGGAAUUGUCCACCGACGAGCGCGACUUUUACAAACAACUCGAAGAGAAAGCCCAGGUCAUGUUCAACAAAUAUCUCCGCGAAGGAACCGUAAGCAAGAACUAUUCUAGUAUACUCGUGUUGCUACUGCGCCUUCGUCAAGCAUGCUGCCACCCGCACCUCAACCUGGACGUCAACGACUCGGUCAGUGCGGUGAGCCACGAGGAUAUAGAAAAGCUCGUCAAGGAGCUGGACAGAGGGAUAGUUGAGAGAAUCAAGGGCAUCAAAGCCUUUGAGUGCCCUAUCUGCUACGAUGCGGUGCAGUCGCCCUCGUUCUUCAUACCUUGCGGACACGACAGCUGCAAAGACUGCCUGCUUCGCAUCACCGCUGACGCGGCGGUACAGAAUAUCCACGAAGGCAACGAAAGUGACAGAGCUAAGUGCCCUGUCUGCCGUUGCGUGUUUGAGCCCAAGAAGUGUUUUACGUACGACACGUUCAAGACGAUUCACAUGGCUGAGGAGGUUGAGAAGAUGGCGGCAGAUGGCGAUUACACCGAUGACGAGGACCAUGAGGAUGAAGACGACUCGGACGAUGGGUCUGCCACUGAUGAUGAUGAUUCUGAUGUGGACAACGACGAGACUGAUGAAAAGGGGAAUCUAAAGGGCUUUGUUGUCGACGACGGCGUUGACGAGGACGAAGGCGACAUGGACCACCAGGAUUAUGAGCUUGCUGACGUGGGAGAGCUUGCAAGAAAGGCGUCCAAAGGCGAGACAAACGAUGCAAACAAGUCCCACAAGACCAGGAGCAAGAAAAAGGCCAAGAAGUCGAGCAAAGGCAAGGGCAAAGCGAAGGAAACUGAAAGACAAAACGACGUCAAGCCCUCCAUGCUCAAAGCUCUCCGAAUGGAAGCCGUCAAAAAUCGAGUUGCUUACCGCAAAUACAUGCGCUACCUCCGCAAAACCUGGAUGCCCGCGGCCAAAGUAACGGAAUGCAUGCACCUCCUGAAGAAGAUUCGCGAAACGGGAGAAAAAACCAUCAUCUUCUCCCAGUGGACCCUGCUCCUCGAUCUCCUCCAGGUGGCCAUGUGGCACGAGGGAUUCGACGCCAACCCCCUGCGCUACGACGGCAGCAUGACAGGCGACCAGCGCAGCUUCAACGCCCAGCAGUUCCGGGACGACGCCAAGCAGACAGUCAUGCUGGUUUCCCUGCGCGCCGGCAACGCAGGCCUCAACCUCACGGCGGCGACGCGCGUCAUCAUCAUGGACCCAUUUUGGAACCCUUACAUUGAGAUGCAAGCCAUUGAUCGGACGUACCGCAUCGGCCAGCAAAAGGAGGUGGAGGUGUACCGCAUCCUGACCAAGGAGACGGUGGAGGAUCGCAUCGUCCAUCUGCAGGACAAGAAGAAGCAGAUUGUGGAGGCCGCGCUCGACGAGAAGGAGAGCAUGAGAAUCGGAAGGCUGUCUGAGCACGAGCUCAGGUAUCUGUUUAACGCGGGAUGA